AAAAGGCCCAAAAGACAUGGGCUGGCUCAAGAACAUGUGACUGACGUUGUAACAAACUAAUCAAAUAUUUAUUUUAAAAAUCAAAGUAAAAAGCAGUAACAAAUCAGUGUUCCCGCUUCUUUGAAAUCGCUAAGUCAUUUUCAGUAAAGUUUUGACAAUGGCGAAUGACAUAGCUACAACUGAAAUUCGAGGCGAGGUGCUGAAUAACUCAGGUGUUGGUGGGGUUUGUAUGAUGAACAGUACAUGGAGAGAGGAGCAACACCCAUCUUUCAUAAGUUUCAUCUCGACCUUCCUAAGAGCAAAUUCUUUCCGUCUUAACUUUGUUGCGAUUGCUCCUGAUUUCAUUUUCAAUUGUGGCGGUUCUUCUGUGGCCUUCAUCUUUGUCACCAAAUGGGAUGGCACUAAUGUCUCUCCAAUCUUUGGCAGAAUUCAAAAGUUGAAGAUGCAGUUCGGACACCUCUAUAUUGUCAUGACCCUUUCUACCAAGGAGCAAAAUGACUCUUUUGUUCGUUCCUACUUUACAUUUCAAAUGGAGCUUGGCAAACCAACAUUUAUACCAGCUCGAGAUGUAGAAAUGGGCUUUGAGAAGAUUGUAAAGAUAGCUCACUCCUUUGGAGUAUGCAAGCGACAAGAUGCCAAGACGAAAUUGAAGUCUGAGAGAAAACAAACAGUGCAAGGAAGGGACUUUUUCCUGAAAGUGGUCACAUCCAUCCCGGGAAUUGAUAACCAUGACGCAAAUGCGCUUAAUCAAGCUAUUGGUUCGAUCGAAGAUAUUGCCAAAGCAUCCAAGGAGUAUGUUCUGGAAAACACGGAUCUUUCGGCUGAAAAGGCAGACGUAAUUUUUAGGUUUUUCAGGGAUCCAAAGUUCUACUUAGGCCCAAAGAUCAAUUGAUACUAGAAACGGUUUAUGUUAUUUUUCAUUGACUGUCAACAUUUCCUUGGAUAACUGUAAGUGUCAUUACCAUCUUAUUUGGU
Molecule: messenger RNA, 975 nt
Organism: Humulus lupulus (European hop)
Lineage: Eukaryota; Viridiplantae; Streptophyta; Magnoliopsida; Rosales; Cannabaceae
Product: protein PARTING DANCERS
Exons: 8
Coding region: 158-892 (244 amino acids)
Biological process (GO): resolution of meiotic recombination intermediates
Source: RefSeq, a predicted model, not a curated record